Molecule: messenger RNA, 2934 nt
Organism: Triplophysa rosa
Lineage: Eukaryota; Metazoa; Chordata; Actinopteri; Cypriniformes; Nemacheilidae
Gene: tnni1b
Product: troponin I type 1b (skeletal, slow)
Exons: 7
Coding region: 1745-2245 (166 amino acids)
Biological process (GO): muscle contraction
Cellular component (GO): troponin complex
Source: RefSeq, a predicted model, not a curated record
ACAGUAAGUAAUUACUUAGUAACUAGUUACACCCAACCCUGAUGAAGACAUUACAGACUUGCCAUCUUGGAACAUCAGAGCACAGUUUGAGACAUCACUGAGAUCUCCUAAACGCUAAAGCCGUGCACAAGUGCUGGACAAAAGCUCUGGCUAAUAAUACCAUCCAGUUACAGAGUGACGGCGAACAAUAAAGCUCGUCUUAAAAACACAGCCAUUGUUCUACAGCAUCACUUCAAGAUCUUCCCACCACAGCAACACAAGGUAAGAUCAUUCGCUUUUCCUUUAGACCUGACAUCAGCAUAUUACACGUCUGAUUCGACAUUAAAGCAGAACCGUUCACCAUCAAUAUGAAUGAUAGUGAACCAUUGAUAUGGCUUCUUGACCGAUUUAAAAAAACUCUUCACAUCCUCGAUUACGGUCUUAAAAAUCUUUGUCACGCUGUGUGGUUCCAUACAAAACCUUUACAACCACAUGCAAAAGAUUCCUUGUAGACGAAAAAGGUUAUAAAUCGCAUAUAAGAAAUAAAUUGAUCUUUCAAGAACAUCGGACUGAAAGAUCCUUUGGAGAACCACGCUGCAAAAAACCUCAUCUUUAAAAGUAAUUUACAACACGACAUGUUCUUCCCUCACCUCUUUUCUAUACUUCCGUUCAUCGUUAAGGUUUUAACACAAAAUCAUCAAGUUACCUGUUAAAACAUCAUCAAAUGAUGUCAUUUCACAUUCUUGUGUCAAGUCUUUCAGUUGUAUAUAAAUCAAUAAAAAACACAGAAAUGAUUGUAAGUUGAGUUCGAAACAUCACUCAGGGCGAUCGGUCUAUUUUCAGAUGUACAUGAUGAUGUGCUGUGAUGUGUUUUAAUGUGAGUUUUAUCCCCUUGUGUCCUGAAACAUGGGCAGGGUGAACGUCUGUGAGUGUGUGUCUAUUUCUGGGACAUGAGUGGACACGGGCUGGAGAAAGAUGGGAUUGUUAUCUGUGCGACAUAGUUAGCAUACCAAUAUCACCAAACCACCGUCCACGUCUGCCAACACCUUCCUCCUACAGGACCACUUCUCUGUGUGUGUGUGCGCUGUCAUUGCUUUGAAGCGUUUAACAGAUGAGUUUUAAGUCUCUUCGUCAAUCAAUUAGUGCUCAGAUGUGUCGUUGUGAUGUGAAUGAGAAACACUGCUGCUCAUAACAGUGAUCAUUUGAAAAGUAAAAUGCAGGAGAUGCUUUGAGUCGUGUGAUGACCCAUGAACGCCGCUCUGAGUAUCAUGUCGGACACUUGAACCUCUUGAAGAGCCUCCCAUUGGUGUUACCCUUUGGAAACUAACGCCUUUAUUUUUGUCUGCUAGGUCGACUCUCCGUUGUAAAGAUGCCCGAGUGAGUAUAUUGUGUUUCUGUUUUCUGCCGUUUGAAGUCCUAGACAUCUCACAGCCCCCUAAACAAAUGUGCACUAUUCUUAGAAUAACAAAACAUAUUCUCAAGUCCAAGUCUGAAAUCUUUGUAUUCAAGAAUAAAAGAAAGACUUUUGGACACUUCUGUGUACAUUUUAUAACAUGAGCUUUGUGUUGACAACUACAAUAUCUAAAUAUCUUUCUUUUAUUUCCAGGCAAGAGGUGAGAGUGAAAAGCCGUCUUCAGAUGGCCCUUUGAAAACCUGAUCUACUGUAAAAAAUGAUAAAUGUCUCCAAUCGUUUACAUGUUUAUAAAAUAAACGCUUGUUUCAACUCUGACAGAAAAAGUCCAAGAUCUCUGCAUCCCGCAAGCUGAUGCUAAAGAGUCUUAUGGUGGCUAAAGCAAAGGAGGAGUUGGAGGAGGAACUGGCAGAUAAAGAAGCAGAGAAAGAGAAAUAUUUAUGUGAGAAAGCUCCUCCGCUUCAGACCAGUGGAAUGUCUUUCGCUGAACUACAGGAGCUGUGUCGAGAACUACACGCCAAAAUCGACGUGGUGGAUGAAGAACGCUACGACAUUGAGGCAAAAGUGCUUCACAACACAAGAGAAAUCAAAGAUUUGAACAUCAAAGUCCUGGACCUGAGGGGUAAAUUUAAGCGGCCCGCCCUGAGAAGGGUGAGGGUUUCAGCAGACGCUAUCCUGAGAUCUCUGCUGGGCUCGAAACACAAGGUGUCCAUGGAUCUGAGGGCCAACCUCAAGUCUGUGAAGAAGGAAGACACCGAGAAGGAAAAGACGGUGGAGGUCAGCGAUUGGAGGAAAAAUGUCGAGGCCAUGUCUGGAAUGGAGGGAAGGAAGAAAAUGUUUGACGCAGCUCAGUAAACAACACAAGACCAAUAAACUCAAUGACAUCAAGAUGGGCCCAAGUUUGCAGGAAUUGACAACGCUGAGAAAAGAAAUAUUCAUGUUUUUUUGUUGAUGACUUGCAAUGAGUACUUUUUUGUCAAGAACCAAGUAACAUUUUGAUCAGAGGCAUAACUGCUGUGUGACGCGUUAUCAUUCAUAAACCAAAUAUAUCUCACUUGUCUACAUGCAUGCUUUUUAUAAACUCUUUAAUUAAGAGAUUCCAUUUGUAUCUGUCAGCAGCAGCAUUUAAAAUGAACUAAAAAAGGGUAACGUGUGGGAAAAUCAAAUGACAUAUACUACCAUGUUCAAAAUAGACCAAACAGAUUAUUUGAAACCCUAAAAUCUUAAUUGUGAAUCAAACAAAUUCAUGGACAAGUUAAAAGUUCUCUGACCCAAAUCCAGAGACAUAAUGUAUAAAGUUUAAAAUAAUGUAUAAUGUAUUAUGAAAACUGAUAUAAAGUGUCAUCAACAGAUGAUUUCUGCUUUCACGUGAAAUGUGUUAUUAAACACAAUAAUGUUCAAUUUAUUCCAUACUGUUAAUUUCCAUAUUUACGAUUACUGUUUAACACCAAAAGUUGUCUAACAUUAGUUAAUGCUCAGUGAACUUAGAUGAGCAACAUGAACAAUUGGUAUUAACUAACCUUAUGAGAAACUAAUAAGUCAUG